AUGGCAGGCGACAGAUCCUCGUCCGCUUCGAAUGGGGACCCACGGUCCUUGGCACACCAGAUCAAUGUGGCCAUAGCCUCGAGUCAUACCAAGAUUAACAGGCUCAUCCUCGAUCGCAUGCCCCGGGCGGUGCCUCCUCACACCAGCAACCCCUCGGCCUAUAUCACCGGCCUCAUCCACAUCGGUGCCGUCUACAUCGCCUUCGAGUCUCUCUGGCAGAGCAUCUUGGGCAUUCACUCGGACAUCGCGCCAGUGCCUUACGUUUUUCCCUUCAGCGCCGACCCGUGCCAGCACGAUGAGACCCCUCAGAUCACCGAAAGGACCCGGCAGAUUCUCGAAGAGGCCUAUUGGCCUAACAUGGUGCGAGUGGACCGGAUCAAGGCAGAUAUCCGGGCCAUGACGGGCUGGCCAGCUCAUGUUAUUGACGAGCAGAUCAGGUCCGCUGGCACGUCAGGUCGCCUAGGGAAGUUCACGCUUCAUGUCAGAGACUCGGUCCUCGCCAAACCACAUCUCCUGCUGGCGUACGCCUACUCCCUCUAUUUAGCCCUAUUAUCUGGUGGCUCCUACAUCAGGGCCGAAUUGCUGUGUUUGAAACCACAAUUCUGGCACGAAACGCCGACACCCAUCAGGCCGCACAUGGUCGGAUGUAGACCUCAACAUGCCUCUUCCGCCGGGCGUGAGCGCCUAAGCACGUUUGAAGACAACUCUUCUAUUAAGAUCCCGCUAGACUUCUUGGAUUUCGAUCCCCCGCUUGGCGAGCACCCUCGCCAGCAGUGUAAGGAGCUGAAGGCAGAGUUUAAGACACGGUUUGCUCGGGCCGAGCAGCUACUGGCCGGGCCGGAGAGGCAGGAUAUCGUCGAGGAAUCUGCGGCUAUCUUUCAUCACCUAGAGGGGGUGGUAGGACAGCUGGAUGCGAUAUUUGGCACCUCCCAGGCACAGGGCUUUGGUGGGCAGAAGGCCUCUCACGCGCCAACGUACUCCACAAGGGUUUCGAAUAUAGGUUCCCGACUGCGAGAUAGCAUAGCCAUCGCGAAGGUCAGGUUGUUGGGU
Molecule: messenger RNA, 1050 nt
Organism: Cryphonectria parasitica EP155
Lineage: Eukaryota; Fungi; Ascomycota; Sordariomycetes; Diaporthales; Cryphonectriaceae
Product: heme oxygenase-like protein
Exons: 1
Biological process (GO): heme oxidation
Molecular function (GO): heme oxygenase (decyclizing) activity
Source: RefSeq, a predicted model, not a curated record